UGUCAAUGAGAUUUUAAUUUUUUGACAUCUGUCAAAUAAUAAAAGCAGUGACUCACAAUCUCAAGUGUUAUUGAUUAAAAGUGCAAAUAAAAUAACAAUUAUUACUUUCCGAUUAACAAUACGAUAUUUUAUUUGAUGUUUUAGAAGAGAUUAAUAAACAAUAAAAUAUGGAUAGUUUUUCGUACCAAAACGGGGGGCAGAACAGAGAGCAGGAUUUCCAAAAGUUGGCUCAAACCAUUGGCACUAGCAUACAGAAAAUAUCGCAAAAUGUUUCGUCAAUGCAACGCAUGGUAAACCAGAUAGGCACUCACCAAGACUCACCUGAUUUGAGAAAACAGCUCCAUUCCAUUCAGCACUACACCCAACAGCUUGUAAAGGACACCAAUGGUUACAUUAAGGACCUUAACGCCAUAUCCCCGUCCCAAUCCCAGUCUGAGCAACGGCAGCGUAAAAUGCAAAGAGAACGUCUUCAGGAUGAGUUUACUUCAACCCUGAACAUGUUCCAAGCUGCUCAGAGAAGCACAGCGCAGAAGGAAAAAGAACAAGUCAAUAAAGCCAAAGCCCAAGCUUAUGGCGAACCAUUCCUCAGUAGCUAUAAAAAAGACGAACAAUUGAUCGAGUUACAAGACAGUAGUGCGGCAAAAGAGCAGGUGCAACUUCAAGAAGAAUCAGAGUUACGAGCCCUCCAAGAGCAGGAACAGUCCAUUAGACAGUUAGAAAGUGAUAUUAACGAUGUCAAUCAAAUUUUCAAAGAGUUGGGUGCUCUUGUCCACGAACAAGGCGAAGUUAUCGACAGCAUUGAAGCAAAUGUGGAGAGAACUAGCGAUUUUGUGAGAGAAGGUGCCCAGCAGUUACACCAGGCUAGCACUUACAAAAAUAAAAUUAGGAGAAAGAAGAUGAUUCUUGGUAUUAUUGGUGCUGUUAUCUUAACUAUCAUUAUUAUAAUUAUUAUUUGGAAAACUAGUUAAUUGCAAAUGGUAUUGGAUCUAUCACGAAAUGUAUAUUAUAUGUAUAUCUAAAUGUACUAAAUCCAGCUGUACGAAGUCUAUUUUUGCUGUACAUUUUUACCACAGUUUAAAUUCAGUGCCAAGGUCAUUCUAUUUAAACUGUUACGAUAUUAACUCAUUUAUUUAUUAUUUAGAUUGUAACGAUUUUACUUUAUUGUUGCAGAAACUUUCAAGCUAUUUUAUAAUCUCCAAAUUUUUAUCAUGUUUUUAAUUAAAUUUUUGAUCAGUGGCCCCUUAGUAUAGCCAACUUAUCUGAAACUUACAAGCCGCUUUGAUCAUAAAUUUAAUUUAAUGCGUUAUAUUUUACAAACUUUAGGCAUUUUUGUACAUUUAUUGUUUGUUUUUACUCUUGUUACACAGUAGGUUCAUAUUUUAGGUACUAUUGUAUUUGAAGAAGGCUUAAUUGUUUUAUUAUUUCUGAUUAUUAUAAAUGCAUCUGAUGCUUUAACUUUAGUAUAGACAAACAUAGAAAUUAUCUAUUCCACCAAACUUGUACCAUUAUUGUAUUAAAUAAAAGUUGUUACUUAAAA
Messenger RNA from Tribolium castaneum (red flour beetle), 1537 nucleotides. RefSeq names its product Syntaxin 7 (gene Syx7). The record is from RefSeq and is a predicted model, not a curated record. NCBI's taxonomy places the organism in Eukaryota, Metazoa, Arthropoda, Insecta, Coleoptera, Tenebrionidae. The coding region runs from base 168 to 968 and encodes 266 amino acids. Gene Ontology annotation, cellular component: endomembrane system; SNARE complex; synaptic vesicle. Gene Ontology annotation, biological process: vesicle fusion; vesicle-mediated transport; intracellular protein transport. The transcript has 6 exons. Gene Ontology annotation, molecular function: SNAP receptor activity; SNARE binding.